UUAAUCCGUGUUGAAGAUCAGAUGCAACAGUUGCGUCCUCGAGCGAUGUUUGAGACGUGUGAGUGAAUGGAAGUAACCGAAUGUUUAUUGUUUCCGGGGGAAUAUGUCGAGCGAACUGUAUUUUAGGCGUACGCUUGAAACUUAUUUUUUUCUUCAUUGCUUAGGUUAUUCAAUGUAUAUCCGUAGCGUUAUUCGGUCAGUGAGAUACGCAGGACCGAAGUGCUAUGUUGUGCACGUGUAGUCUCGUAAGAGCAUUAUAAACUCAAUAUGGCGGGCAUGGAAUGUUCGGCCUUUUCAGAGGAUGGCAAAUAUUUUGGAUGCUGUGGUGCAGAUGGGAAGCUGAAGGUGUGGGAAACAGAAUCUGGGAUAUUAAGUCAAGAAUAUACACCAGACCUACAUCUGUCCUCGCCGUUUACUUGUCUUACGUGGGUAGCUUCAAGAAACUGGGUUUCACCGAGGAAGAAAAAGAAGCGGAAAUCAGCAGAGCAUGCGUCCGAAACAGAUACUGUGGCACUGGGAACAGUUGCAGGAAACUUGCUGUUGUACAGCAUUGCAAGUGGCAGUAUGGUGUGUCAGCUACAGGGUGGUCACAGUUUUGCAGUGAAUCAUAUAGCGUGGAGCAGGGGCUCCAAUUUGUUUAGCUGUGAUGACAAACACAUUGUGGAGUGGAGUGUUGCUGAUACCUCAGUAAAGAGCAAAUGGAAAGUUGGCAGAGAGCGAGUGACAUGUUUACUGGUGCUGCCAGACAGUAAUUCAUUAGUGGCAGCAGGAUGCACAAUUGGCUUGUGGGACAUACCUAGCAAGAAACUCAUACGCAGGUAUACAGGGCAUGCUUCAGAAGUGACGUCUCUCACGCUCAUCCCAGGUAAAGAGAGCUACUUCUUAAGUGCUGCUAGGAAUGACCGGCUCCUCAGUGCAUGGUCAUUAAGUUCCAGUAGUCAAGAUACAAAUUCAGUGGCAUCGUUUGUGAUGGAAGAUGUUGCAGUGUGUGUGUCGUUAUGCAGUACUGAUACAACAGGCAUGGUCGCAGUUACUAGGAGUGGGGUACUGCACCUGUAUAGGCAUCAACUAAAUGGAAAAUGUUCUAAACCUUUGAAGCCAGCAGUAACCGUACAAAUUGCAUCAGACACUGGCCAAAGCAGAGAUGCUGUGCAGCCCAUCCCUAUUCUCGGAGCUGUUAAACAGGGACCCAACAUCCUUAUAGCUCAUGGGAGUCCAGUUUUCCUCUCAUUUGAGUCAAUAUGUCCUAAGGGGCAUGAGAAGGUGUUGUGCUUGGUGAGACAAGAUCCUAGGGAGAAUGUUAAAUCAAGGGAUGCUGUCAUAUCCAAGGUUAAAGUACCGGAGGAUGAUGAUGUUGAAUAUGUCUCACAAACAGCAACAGUGGCGACACCUUUAAAGAGAGGCAAAAAGCUGAAGACAGAUGUACCUAUGGAAGAACGUCUAGAUAACUUAAGCCUUACGAGACAAGAAGCUGUCAGUCAUAAACCUCCACAGGCUGAUAGCAUGGCUCAUCUGCUUAUGCAGGGACUGCACAGCAAGGACAAAAAGAUCUUGCAGAGUGUCCUAAUGCAGAAGGAUCCUGUCCUUAUUUCCGGUACUGUUAUGAGACUGUCUCUCCAGUGCAUUGUCCCCCUGCUUAAAGAACUGGUCACUCUCAUCCAGGGCAAGACAAUAGCGAGUCAAAUUGCUGUCCUCUGGUUGAAAGCUGUUAUCAAAUCACAUGCCGGUCAAUUGAUGGCCAACUCUGAUGUAAGAGAUACAUUGUCUCCUGUCCUAGGACUAGUGGAAACAAGAUUGGGGCUGUUGGCACCUUUGUUACGGCUUCGUGGUCGGCUUGAUUUGUUGGUAGAUCAGAUAGGGGAAAGCAGCAAGGGGAAUGUCGCUGGAGACUUUGGGGAGAGUCUUCUUGUAUUCCAGGAUCAAGACUCAGAUGAGGGAAGCGAAAUAGAAGAAAUAGCUUUGGGUAGUGAGUCUGAAGAUCACUGGGAGGAACUCUCAGAUAUGGACAGGGAGGAAGAGGAAGAGGAAGAGGGAGAGGGGCAGGCUGAUGAGGUGGACAUGUUAAACUGAGAAUGUACAAGUGCAUGUGGACUCUGGUGAUAUGGGGAAGGGAACGUGGUGUUGAUGAAGAAGGAAUAUGCAACCAUUACAGCGUAAAAGAAGAAAACUAGACAAGCUGAUUGGAAGAUAAUUUGACAGAGAUCAUAGUAUUCAGAAUGCUUGGCAACUCUGAGACAGCACAAUUCAGGGUGUGGUUUUUGUUGCCUAAUAUUGCUUUUUCUCUGUAAUGGAAAAUUGUAUCAUUUUACAUCAUGCCAUAAAAUAUGAUGGCAGAUCAUUUACAUGCAUGUCUUGCAUAUGGCGUGUUUAUUAAUGGACUGCUGUAUUACCAAAUGUAAUACAAUUGAGAAGAAAAUUUUAACCCAUGA
This is a messenger RNA of Cryptotermes secundus, 2429 nucleotides long. RefSeq names its product WD repeat-containing protein 43. Lineage: Eukaryota; Metazoa; Arthropoda; Insecta; Blattodea; Kalotermitidae. The record is from RefSeq and is a predicted model, not a curated record. Gene Ontology annotation, biological process: maturation of SSU-rRNA from tricistronic rRNA transcript (SSU-rRNA, 5.8S rRNA, LSU-rRNA). Gene Ontology annotation, cellular component: nucleolus. Bases 268 to 2070 code for a protein of 600 amino acids. Gene Ontology annotation, molecular function: protein binding. The transcript has 10 exons.